GAUCUGUGAAAGAAGGUUUAAAAACGUGGAGUAGCAUUGAUAAAAACAUAGAAAAAGUAUAUGCUGAAGAACCACCAAACAGCAAUCAAAAGAUGAGUAUCAAACAAAAAAAAGAUUCCGGAAUUCCUCUUGGCAUUACCGCACCAUUCAGAUCCAUCCGUGGAUGG
This is a messenger RNA of Dentiscutata heterogama, 167 nucleotides long. The record is from the annotation of a GenBank genome assembly. Lineage: Eukaryota; Fungi; Glomeromycota; Glomeromycetes; Diversisporales; Gigasporaceae.